Molecule: messenger RNA, 2544 nt
Organism: Fonsecaea erecta
Lineage: Eukaryota; Fungi; Ascomycota; Eurotiomycetes; Chaetothyriales; Herpotrichiellaceae
Exons: 6
Coding region: 1-2544 (847 amino acids)
Biological process (GO): nuclear-transcribed mRNA catabolic process, nonsense-mediated decay; mRNA export from nucleus
Cellular component (GO): nucleus; nuclear cap binding complex
Molecular function (GO): mRNA binding; RNA cap binding
Source: RefSeq, a predicted model, not a curated record
AUGGCAGACUACGACCGGCGACGAAGGGGCGGCGGCGGCGGCGGUGGUGGUGGUGGAGGAGGAGGCCAUUUCAACAACCGCAAAAGAAGAUAUAGAGAGGAUGACUACGAAGAUCGCCGUCCACAGCGACGUCGCUACGAGGAGCCGCUCGCAGCGACUCUACGUAAACAAGUUUUGUCCAUCGCAGAAAGUCCUGUUCGAAGAGCCGAAGACGAAGUUGAAAUUAUCGCAAAGACUCUGGCGGAGAACUACUUUGAUAGCGAUCUCACUUCGGGAUUUCUAGAUCUCGUCGUACAACUCCCUGUCGAACAACCACUCAAGAUUCCGUUCGUCGCGGCCAUUCUGCUUGUAUCAAAUGUCCAGAAACCUGAAUUUACCACCGAAGUCUUGGUCAAAGUCGGAGAAGCCCUGCAAAAACAAAUGAACAAUGGCGCGUGGCGCGAAGUUAAACUGUACCUGCGGCUUCUCGGUUGCCUUCAGGGCAUGUUUGAGGGAGACGGUAUCUUUCCAUUGCUUGAAGAACUCUUCUCCCGCGCAGCCGACUUGCAAAUGAAGUCGUCAGAAGACUCCUUGGGUCUCGAGCUCGUCAAAGUCAUCUUAAUGACGCUUCCUUACACCAUGGCAUCCUCCGCAACGGGCUUCGAGACACAGGCCACUGCUCUGCUAGAGAAGACGGAUAUCAUUGCUUCGACUGCACACCCUCUCGAGUCGUUGGUCGAUCCAUUUCCGAGCCGCGAAGUCGGGGCACCCAGUGGUUCAGAGAGCGCACUUGCGCUUCUUCAGAAACAUAUGCAAGACGAGUCCAGGAAUUCCUGGGAAUUGGCCUGCCUGCCUCGCCCGUGGAAAGGAAACCGGUCACCUGAAGAGGAGGAUCCAUUGACUGGGGCGCAAAAACAUCCCUUCCCCAAUGUUACUGUCCCGGAGACCGUUAAUAACGGCCCUCGACCACUUUUCCCAGAGAUUUACUUCUCCGUCUAUCGGGAACAAGAUAUCGAGACGGUGCCUCCCCUGUCGGAUCCCGCUGCAUUAUUGGUUCGAGACGCCCUAUCCGACACGAUCAACGUCCUCGAUUUCAAUCGAGCGGUAGCCGCCAAAUUUCUGAUCGAUGUCGAUUGUUAUUUUGCUCCGGAUACAUUUGUGAAGAGAGCCACACCAUUUGACAAGUUGAGGGAGGUUGCUGGUGACAAAGCAACCUGGAAGCCUGAGGAUGUCGUUGUGGACGCGGCAUUUUCCCAAUUGCUGCAGUUGCCAGCUCCCGAGCACAAGUUGGUGUACUAUCACUCGGUGCUGACCGAAGCAUGUAAGCUCGCCCCUGCUGCUGUUGCGCCUAGUCUAGGGCGGGCCAUCCGGUUCUUGUACAGGAACGUGGACAAAAUGGAUUUGGAACUCUCUCAACGCUUUUUGGACUGGUUCGCCCAUCAUCUCAGCAAUUUCGGGUUCACGUGGAAGUGGACUGAAUGGGUCGAUGAUGUCAAUUUGCCUGACGUUCACCCAAGAAAAGCAUUUAUUAUCGACGCCUUGGACAAAGAGAUUCGACUGAGCUUCUCGAAACGCAUCAAGGGCACACUUCCAGAGCCAUAUCAAGCCCUGAUCUCGGAGGCCAAGGAAAAGGACGUGCCCGAUUUUAAGUACAACGAUGAAUCCACACCCUUCGCUGCCGAAGGAAAAGAAAUUGCCCAGAUGAUCCGACGAAAAGCGACCAGUGAGGAGUUUGAUUCGAUUCUGGAAAAAAUUGAGCAGGAAGCGGCCGCUUCAGGGUUGUCCGACCCUUCUCUUGCAUCAACAGAUGUUUUCGUCACGUCAAUAUGUUGGGUUGGAUCCAAAUCGUUGUCUCACGCUUUGGCUUGUAUUGAACGGUGCAAGGAGCGUCUGCUGGCGAUAAGCGCUUCCAGCUCCGCUUGCAGAAAACAGAUCAUUACCUCCGUUGUCGAUUACUGGCGGGAUCAACGCGGUGUGGGCGUCAUACUCGUCGACAAAUUACUCAACUACCAAAUCUUGACCCCGGAAAGCGUGGUUGAGUGGGCUCUGAUCGACCACGUCUCACGCGGCACGCUCCUCGCCACCACAUGGUGUUACGAACUUGUCAGCAACACAACUCGCAAAGUUGCCGGGCGGGUUCGAAGCAUUGUGGCUGCAGUUCGCUCGCCUGGCAUCCCAGAAGGUCAGAGGUUAGAGCUCCAGCAAACAUUGACCCGUGAACUUGAGGGCAUGAAGUCGCUUUUCGCCAUGAUUGAAGAUGCAGUUCUCAGCAUCAGGGACGGCAAUCAAGAUGAAAUGAUGGAGAGCUCUGAUGCGUUACGUGCCGAAGAGGAGGAACUGCUGAAGGCGUGGGGAGGGCGAUGGGCAAGGGUAUUUCAACGAAAGUACGCCGUGGAAGAGAGUUGGGUUAGGGAGGAGUUGGCGAAACCCUUGCCGGUGGUGGAAGAGAAGCCUGCAGCGGAUGAGGCGAUGAAGAUCGACGACGACACCGGCGCUAUGAACGGUGCUGGGCAGGUGGUAGGAGCGGGAGAGAACGGGGCAACCGACGCCAUCGACGACAUUUGA